Molecule: messenger RNA, 1296 nt
Organism: Closterium sp. NIES-65
Lineage: Eukaryota; Viridiplantae; Streptophyta; Zygnematophyceae; Desmidiales; Closteriaceae
Source: the annotation of a GenBank genome assembly
AUGAUUGGGAUGCGGAAGCUUACGCGGGCGGAGCGGGAAGCGACGGAGGCGGAGGAGCGGAAACAGCGCGAGGAGAUCGCGCAAAUGGUGGACGCGCAGCGGAAGGCGCGGGAGCAGGCGGAGGGGGCGAGUACGAAUAACUGGGAGGUUGUCGGGAAAAAGCCUGCAACUGUCGGAAAAGCGGUCGAGGUGGCAAAGAGCAGCAGCAGGAGAAGCAGCGGGGAGCACGACAAGCAGGGUGGCGUGACGACCGGGGGGAAGGAAGCUGGACCUUCCAUUGUCAGGUUAGGGACGGCGUGCCUAUGGUCGUACCCUGCCAUUGCUCCCUUGCUUCAUCCCGCCCCUGCUGCUGCUGCUGCCCCUGAUGCUGCUGCCCCUGCCCCUGCUGCUGCUGCAACGUCAGUGUCGCCACCACGAUUAGCCUGCGACCCGUUGCCCUCCACCUCUUCCUUCCCAUCUUCCUCCUUCACCACUCCUAUCAAGCAACACCAGCAGCAGCAGCAGCGGCGGGGGGGGCAGGAGGCAGAAGCGUGUGGCAGGGAGUGGCAGAUGUGGGGCUCGUCCCUCCGCCUCUCACACGCGCUCGCCGCCACACCUCCUACAUUUGCUGCUGCCUCCUCCGCUGCUCUUCCCUCCUCCUCCCCUCUUCCCGCCUCCGCUCUUUCCUCCUCCCCUGUUCCUUCCUCUUCUGCUGCUUCCCUCACCACCACCCUCACCACCACCACCACCCCUCAUUCCUACCUCGCCAAUCCCUUCGCCCUCCCCUUCUCCUCGCCCUUCUCACUGGGGUUUUCACCCACUCUCGUGCCCGCCACACCCGUCGACCCAGCGCCACUGACAAAUAGCCCACUCAAUCUGAGCACCCCUGCUGCUCCUCUGCCCAGUACUGCUGUCGGGACGGUAGAGAGGAGCGGUUUCACCGGAUCAAAGAACAAUUUUAACGCAGCGAGGCAUGCCUUCCCUGGGUCCUGGAGUGCAGGGGGGGUGGCUUCUGAGUCGAGUCAGCAGUCACCUCGUUUUCCUGGGUCGUGGAGUGCUGGGGGCCAAGAUUUGACUGGGUUCGGCGAUGCGCUAAAGAGUAACGCGUUUAGAGCAGCAAUCGGUGGCGGCAGAGGAGGGGUGGGCGGCGGGGCGAGCGGCGGAGGGAUGCGGGCGGCGUGGAUGGCGGAGAUGUGGGACGAGGACGUGCCGCCCGCUUUCGUGGAUUGCAUCACGCAGGAGAUCAUGCGUGAUCCAGUGAUCACGGCCGACGGGCACUCUUACGAACGGGCUGCGAUUGAAAAGUGGCUCAUGUGA